Rana temporaria (common frog) is the source of this 4270-nucleotide messenger RNA. RefSeq names its product 3'-phosphoadenosine 5'-phosphosulfate synthase 2 (gene PAPSS2). The record is from RefSeq and is a predicted model, not a curated record. The transcript is spliced from 13 exons. Gene Ontology annotation, molecular function: sulfate adenylyltransferase (ATP) activity; ATP binding; adenylylsulfate kinase activity. Gene Ontology annotation, biological process: 3'-phosphoadenosine 5'-phosphosulfate biosynthetic process; sulfate assimilation. The coding region runs from base 182 to 2056 and encodes 624 amino acids. Lineage: Eukaryota; Metazoa; Chordata; Amphibia; Anura; Ranidae.
AGCCGUGUCGCUCAGUCCCCCUGAGUACGGCGGAUAAUGAGGGGGCGGAGCCCAGCCGGGGAAAGGUUGGUCCGGGGACUUUGCUACGUGUCUGGCCGGCCUAUAAUACCUCGUUGGUGGAGCGAUCCUCAGCACACCGAACUCCUCCGCUGUGUCCCAUCACUCCUCUCCGAUCAGCAGCAUGUCUAAGCCGGGCCAUUUGCAGAAGUCCACCAAUGUGGUGUAUCAAUCUCACCAUGUGAGUAGGAACAAGAGAGGCCAAGUUGUUGGCACCAGAGCGGGUUUUCGAGGCUGCACCGUUUGGUUGACAGGUUUGUCAGGAGCUGGCAAGACAACGCUGGGUUUUGCCCUUGAAGAAUACCUAGUGUCCCAUGCCAUUCCAUGCUAUUCUCUUGAUGGUGACAACAUUCGUCAUGGACUGAACAAAAACCUGGGCUUCACCUCUGAAGAUCGAGAAGAGAACAUCCGCCGUAUUGCUGAGGUUGCAAAACUCUUUGCCGAUGCGGGUCUGGUGUGCAUUACCAGCUUCAUCUCUCCUUAUGCUAAGGAUCGGAUGGAAGCUCGCAAAGUACAUGACAAGGUUGGGUUGCCAUUUUUCGAGAUCUUCGUGGAUGCUCCUUUAGAUAUCUGUGAAAGCAGAGAUGUGAAGGGAUUAUACAAGAAGGCCAGAGCUGGAGAAAUCAAAGGAUUCACUGGAAUUGACGCUGAUUAUGAGAAACCAGACGCUCCAGAACUGGUGCUGAAGACCAACCUGAACUCUGUAAAUGAAUGUAUCCAGCAUAUUGUGGAGCUUUUGCAAGAGGGGGCUAUUGUCCCAUCAUCGGCUACAAAGGACGUCCAUGAAUUAUUUGUGCCCGAGAACAGACUGGAUGAAGCCCGAAAAGAAGCCGAGAACUUGCCUUCAGUUCACAUCACUAAGCUGGACCUCCAAUGGGUGCAGGUUCUGGCUGAAGGCUGGGCCACGCCGCUCAAGGGUUUUAUGCGCGAAAGGGAAUACCUGCAAGUCAUGCAUUUCAACACCCUUCUAGAUGAUACGAAGCAUAACUCAGAUUUAUCAUUCACAAAGUCUGUUGGGGGCGUGAUCAACCUAAGUAUUCCAAUUGUGCUGCCUGUAUCUAUGGAAGACAAGGAAAAACUGAGUGGACUGAAUGCAUUGACCCUAUCAUGUGAAGGAAAGAGAGUGGCAAUUCUGAGGAACCCAGAGUUCUUUGAACACAGAAAAGAUGAGAGAUGUGCCCGUGUCUGGGGGACAACUUGCACUAAGCACCCUCAUGUCAAAAUGGUAAUGGAAAGUGGCGAUUGGUUGGUUGGUGGAGAUCUGGAGGUCCUAGAAAGAAUCCGAUGGGAAGAUGGUUUGGACCAAUACCGCCUUACACCUCUUGAGCUGAGACAAAAGGCUAAAGAAAUGAAUGCAGAUGCAGUAUUUGCUUUCCAGCUGCGUAACCCAGUUCAUAAUGGACAUGCAUUGCUGAUGCAAGACACCAAGCGCCAUCUGCUGGCUAGGGGCUAUAAGAACCCUGUGCUGCUCUUACACCCUCUGGGAGGGUGGACCAAGGAUGAUGAUGUUCCACUGGAUUGGCGCAUGAAGCAGCAUGCAGCAGUGCUGGAAGAAGGUGUUCUGGACCCAAAAUCAACCAUUGUUGCUAUUUUUCCAUCUCCAAUGCUGUAUGCAGGACCCACUGAGGUUCAAUGGCACUGCAGAUCUCGCAUGAUUGCUGGAUCCAACUUUUACAUUGUGGGGAGGGACCCAGCUGGCAUGCCACAUCCUGAGACUAAAGUGGACCUGUAUGAGCCAACACAUGGAGGAAAGGUGCUCAGCAUGGCUCCAGGUUUGACCUCUGUGGAAAUCAUUCCCUUUAGAGUGGCAGCCUACAAUACCAAGACCAAAAGCAUGGCAUUCUACGAAAAAGAAAAGCACAAUGAAUUUGACUUCAUCUCUGGAACUCGGAUGAGAAAACUGGCACGCGAAGGUGAAAACCCUCCAGAUGGCUUUAUGGCCCCCAAAGCCUGGAAAGUUCUGACUGACUAUUAUUGUUCUCUAGAAAAGAAUUAUUGAUUCCAACUAAUAUGUACAAACUCCAGUGCAAGUAAUUUUUAGUCUAGCACUUUUUUAGAACUGAAAUUAUAAAAAAAAAAUAUUCUUAUGCUAAUUAGUAAGAACACAAUAUUUUAUAACUUUUAAUACAGUUUUAUGUUUUUUUUUUUUUUUUUUUUUUAAGUUAAAUAGAAGUUGAACUUUUUACCUAACCUUUAAAUCUCCCCCCAGUGGAUCACUAAGACUGAAAAAAAAAUUAAUUGCUGCAAGAUUGUGCUUUAAGGAAUUGUUUUCCUUUUUAGUUUUGCAAAAAGUUUGUAAGAGCUCUAGACCCUGAAUUAGAUUUUAUUGCCGUCUUUGACCCCAUUGGAGAGAUUUACCCUUGAAGAACUAAAAACAUCAUUUCUAUCAGAGUAUAGACCAUAAUAAAGCACUUAUUUUAGUGGGUGAUGGAAACAUGUCCAUUUUUAUCUUUGGGCAGUUUCUCCGCAGCCAGCAGUGCAGGAAGUGAGGGGAAUUCUCCCUAAUGUGACCACAGACAGUAAAAAAAAGGCACCGGGGUAACAACUCUCCCCACUGUAUACAAAUUUAAGGGUUUAAUACAAUCACCUCACAACUUUUUUGCUUACCAAUAAGCAUUCAAGUACUUCAUCAAUAAUGCAAUUUAAAUUAACUAGGAAAUAUUACAUUUUUGGCCAUUAGCCAGCUUACAGCUUUAGAAUAGAUAAUCAAAAAAUAUUUCCGAUGCCAAAGUGAUACAAAUUCUUACAUUGUCCUUUUAUAUUAUAGGAGUCCUUAACACUGACUGUGUUGAUGGGGGAAUCUAGCCAUUUUCUUUUGUGCAACCUGUGGUUGCAGAAAAUAAAACUGCUCUAUCUAUGGCUGCCUUAACAUAGUACAAGCUUUUAUACUCCUAAGACAAUCACCUCAUGGAUGGAGUGAAUGCAAUCUGCUGAAAAUGCACAGAUACAUAGGAAGUAACUCGCCACUCUAGAUUACUACCUUAUAGGCACUGCAUGUUAACAUUUUGCAUAGAGAGGAUUAUCAAAAGGGACAAUUGUCCUUUUACAGAUAAUCCAACCUUUUAAUUAUGGCCAACACAUGGGAAUUUUUCAACAUGUGUAUGUUGGAGGGUACAAUUGCUGCCUUUAAAAGAGUGAUCUUUGGGAAACCACACUGUGAAACAUACCAUAUGCAAAACAGAGAUGUCAUCAGUUUUAAAUAAUCUGAGUUCUGCUUUUAUGCAUUGCCUUUACAAGGCACUGGAACCUACUACUGUUCCUGGCUUGGAUCUAUACAUGGAGGCACACUACCUUAUCUGAUCACAGCAGCAAUCGAGUACAUAAGGCUGGAUUCUAAUCCACUCCUUGUCACCUUGUUUCCAAAUAAGUGAGAGCCAAAGCCUAAAUGGACAGAAUAUAGAAUUACUGCAUGCACAGCUUGUCAUAAGCAGACAUGAGGAAAGCCUGACAAAGCAGAGCACAGGCAGGUGCAAGUAGCCUUAUCUUGCUGAAAUAAAGAUUUGUGUUUACCUACUGCUACAGAUAGAGGAUGAAGGGGGUAGCAUCCCUGGUCAGAAGCAAACAUAACUGGGAUAAAAGUGUAAGCUAGAAGACCCCAGAAGGACAAGAUGUUAGUAAGGCUUUCUCCUCUCCCUUUAAAACACAUAGGGAAAAAAAAUGAAACAACUGGAUGUUCUACUUCUACUAUUUUUUUUGUAAAUAAUGCCGCAGACAUGCAUUUGUUGAUUGACAAUUGCCUGCACAAAUUUGUAUUUAAAGGAAAAAAAAUCUGAGUUUUGUAGAUUCUUUUAAAAAUAAUAUAAUUAUGUGUACACGUAUUGUAAUAAUGGACCAAAUUUGUCUUCUGUUAAUGAGAUUAUUGACACGUGCAGUAAAUAAAUCUGUAUAACCGGAGGAAAGCUGUUGAUCUGUGCUGGAAUAGAGGAUCAGCCAUAGUCUGUGGGAUACAAUAGUAAAAGGAUGUAGCACUUUUGUGCGUUAAUUGUGAAGGAUCCAUGUUGUUGAUACAAACAAACGUCUGUAUGUUUAUUUGUUUAUUUUGAUUACAUUAUAAUUUUAAAAAUUUCAUUAAAAUGUGUAUUUAUUUUAUUGAACGGUGGGACACAAUUCUCAUAUGCGCUUUAACAACGUAUUGUGUUUACAAAUUGUCUCUUUAAAUGCUAUAUAAAUACUAUUUUAGUUUGCAUACAAAAUAAAUUUUUAUAUAUUUAAA